AUGGCGAGAGCGACAUCUAGGGGGCUUGUGGCAGAUCCCACGCAUUCCGAUGCACUCCAAACGGUAGCAAGCUCCCCUGCUGUCAAAAGUGUUUCUAAUACGCUCUCCACGGGAAUAGCAGCAACGACACCAGUGUGCAAUAAGACCAGCACUAUCCUGACGACCGUUCAAUCGAUCCAGUCGGCAAUUCCAGCUCCAAUAUCAAGUUCCGUCGCGCCGGUGUGUGCAAACCAUCCAUCAGUGACACAACCCGUCAUUCAAUCGGCUGUGGGUGGUCCACCGAAUUUGAGCAGUUUGGGUGGGUUGUUAAAUCGAACGUCUCAACAAUAUCCGUUUUGGUUUCCGCAUGGAAGCGCAAUAGUUGGAGGAAAUCCAUCAAUAGGAGUAAGCAACUCGCAAGGUUGUGCGAUACCAGCGCAGAUAGUAAAUCAGGGCAACAGUAAUUAUCCGUCAGUUGGAGUAAGCAUAUCGCAAGGUACCACGAUACCCGUACCGGUAGGCAAUCAGGGUGGUACUAGUAAUUCGUUUCCUGUAUAUUUUCCUCCUUUCCCGAAAUAUAUUAAUCAAUACGAUCGACAUUGUCCCUUACCUCCUGAGCUACCAUGGGAACACCCACCGCGAAUGGGCAUGUAUAAUCCUCCCGCCGUCCUACCACCGACAGAAAACGAAAUAGGACCCACAUCGCGGCAGCUAGCUGCACGCCAGGUGAUGUCGAAGGAGCUCCCUCCGUUCUCAGGGAACCCGGAAGAAUGGCCUUUAUUUAUUAGUUCAUUCACCAAUUCCACUAAUGCUUGUGGGUUUACAAACGCGGAAAAUUUGAUGCGAUUGCAACGUUGUCUACGAGGAGGCGCUUUGGAAGCUGUUCGAAGUAGGCUUUUGAUUCCGGAUUCAGUUCCACAAGUCUUAGCCACGCUACAGACUUUAUAUGGGAGACCGGAAAUCUUGGUGUACGCUCUACUGAAGAAGGUUCGAGAAGUUCCAGCACCGAAGUCAGACAAACUUGAGACGCUCAUCGGAUUCGGAAUGGCAGUUCAGAACCUCUGUGACCACCUUCACGCUAGUAACCAGGAGGCACAUUUGAACAAUCCAACGUUGCUUUAUGAGUUAGUGGAAAAACUUCCUGCGAACCUCAAGCUGGACUGGGCGAUGGUCAAACGUCAACAACCAGGAGCCGAUCUUCGAACGUUUGCUGCGUACAUGUCCAUGAUUGUGUCUGCGGCCACAGAGGUUACUCUGACCAUUGACGCAAAACCAAAUCAUCAAAAGAACGACAAGUCAAAGGAAAAGAAUUUCUGCAAUCCACAUUCAGCGCCUACUGUCAGCCACCCUAAGCCCGAGGAAAAUUGUUCAACGGGGAGGCAGUGCCUGGUGUGCCAAGACCCCUUGCACAAAGUGAAGGAUUGUGCUACGUUCAAAAAGUGGGACGUCGAUAACCGAUGGAAAUUGGUUCAAAAACUAUCGCUUUGUCGUAUUUGUUUAUUUUCGCAUGGAAGGCGUCCAUGCAAGUCGAAAGGGCGGUGUGGAAUAGAUGGUUGUGAUUAUAGACAUCACCCGAUGCUGCAUUCUAUCUCAAAGAGAAGCGAUGCAUCUACGUCAAACAACAAUGCAGUGCAAAAUCAUCACCACACCGGGAGAGGUUCCCUUUUUCGCAUUGUUCCUGUGACACUCCACGGAAAGACACGAUCGAUCACGACAUUCGCCUUCCUAGACGACGGUUCGUCGAUAACGUUGGUUGAGGAUUCUAUUACGAAUUUCCUUGAUGUUGAUGGUAAAGCCGAUAAUCUAUGUCUGGCCUGGACGGGUAAUGUUACUCGUUCCGAAGAGCAAUCUAAGCGGGUGAAGUUGGACAUAUCAGGUGUUACACACCGAAAGAAGUACAUCAUUUCUGAAGCUCGAACGGUGAAAAGCUUGGGAUUACCAAGGCAGACCCUAUGCUAUAAGGAUCUUGUUGAACGUUAUCCGUAUUUGGCUGGACUACCCAUUCCGGAUUACGUUCCCGUUCCCAAGAUUCUAAUCGGUAAUGACAAUGCUCAUUUAAGUGUCACCUUGAAAAGGCGUGAAAGGCUACUAGAUGAGCCUAUCGGCACCAAAACUAGACUAGGGUGGUCAAUUCAUGGUCCGAUAGCAACGAUGAGGAAUGAACCAUGCUUCAGCAUGCACAUGUGCCAGUGCGUACAUGAGGAUGAGGACUUGCACAAUAUAGUCAAGGAGUACUUUUCCCUUGAGAAUAUGGGAGUGUCCCUACAACGAAACCUAGAGUCCGAAGAAAAUCAACGAGCUAGGCGGACUCUGCAAAUUACCACAUUGCGCGUAGGCUUCCGAUUCCAAAUCGGGUUGUUGUGGAAGUACGAUACCUUCGAAUUUCCUGAUAGCUACUUCAUGGCUGUGCGAAGGCUGGAAUGUCUGGAGCGACGUAUGUUGGCGGAUCCUGAACUCGGUUCCAAUGUUCGUAGGCAGAUAGAGGAGUACAAAAUAAAAGGGUAUAUUGAGAAAGCAUCCAAGGCUGAUUUGAUCGCGGUGGAUCCACGAAAAGUUUGGUAUUUACCACUGGGCGUGGUUAUUAAUCCUAAAAAGCCAGGUAAAAUCCGCAUCUUCUGUGACGCAGCAGCGAAAGUGGAUGGGGUGAGCUUAAACACAAUGCUGAGUAAGGGGCCGGAUCUGCUUGUACCGUUGAAGUCAGUUCUAACCGGAUUCCGAGAACGACAAAUAGCUCUAUGUGCGGAUGUGAAAGAAAUGUUUCACCAGAUGCUUAUGCGAAAGGAAGAUAAACACGCCCAGCGAAUUUUAUGGAGAGAUGACCCAAACCAUGAGCCACAAGUGUACUUCAUGAGUGUGGCCACUUUCGGAGCUGCCAGUUCGCCGUGUUCGGCACAAUUUGUUAAGAACCUAAACGCAAGCGAAUAUGCAGAUCGAUAUCCAGAAGCUACAGACGCAAUAAUACGUAAACAUUAUGUUGACGACUAUCUGGACAGCGUGGACAGUGAAGAUGAAGCGAUCAAGAGAGCGAAAGAGGUUGCUUUUGUUCAUUCCCGAGGCGGAUUUAUUAUUCGUGGGUGGAUGUCCAACUCGAAGGAAGUUCUGCAAAAGCUGGGUGAAACAACGAGCGCCGACGUUAAGGAGUUCUCGAUGGAGACUGGCCACUGUUCGGAACGUGUGUUGGGAGUGUUGUGGUUACCGGAAGAAGAUGCGUUCACGUACGCGGCUAAUUUUGUGGCGGUACCUGAAUGGCCUACCAAGAGAGAGCUGCUGAAGACGGUGAUGACUUUAUAUGAUCCUCUGGGAUUUCUUUCACACUUUACCAUUCAUGGGAAAAUCCUAAUCCAGGACGUUUGGCGCAGCAAGCAGCGGUGCGAGUGCCGCGAUGCUAUUUUCCAAGACAGCUGUCAUCGAAAGUCAAGAAUAUACAAUUACACAUGUUUGUAG
Molecule: messenger RNA, 3423 nt
Organism: Topomyia yanbarensis
Lineage: Eukaryota; Metazoa; Arthropoda; Insecta; Diptera; Culicidae
Exons: 3
Coding region: 1-3423 (1140 amino acids)
Source: RefSeq, a predicted model, not a curated record